CAAAAAUACUUUGACGCAGUCAUUGGUGUUGUUUGUUUAGACUAUGGUGAAUGAUAUCUGAGUUGUAUGGUCCUACAAAAUGUAACAUGAACAAAAGAACAUAAUUUUAAAUUAAAUACUGGAAUUAUGGAACCGAUAUCAGAGAAUUACAACGGCCUACGAUGUCGUUUAUGUUUCCAUACCGGAACGAAUGCACAGCUCAUCGAAGUGUUCAAUAAAAGUAACGACUUAUCCAAACGGGUCAUCAGUGCUCUUGGAGUAAAGAUAAAUCGAAGUGAAAAGUUAGCUCGAAUAUGCACAGUAUGCGAAACUUUAAUCGAUAUAAUACAAAGCUUUCAGGCUGUCUGCAAGCAGACUAAUCAAUUACACCACAGUCAUGCAGAUUUUCUACUGUAUGAUGUCUUUUGGGACAAUGAAGAACAGGAUGCUGUUAGAGUGACAGAGAAGAUGAUUCUUACCCAUAGAUCGGAGGUAGAUAAGAUUUUAGGCAAAGCAACAAUAGCUCCGUUAAAAACAGAGCUUGGAGCAAUACCACAGAUUAUAACAUCACCAGCCGAGUCAUCUAUCGUAGCAGUAGCAGCUAGAGAGGAACCAUUGAUUGAUAUCCCUCCAAUCACUGAAAUUGUUUUUACCGACCCAGCAAUCAAAAAUGAACCGCAUUGCGAUUCUGAAAUAAAAAUUCAGUCCGAAUCAGAAGAUAUGAUAACGAGCGAAAAUGAGAGUGAUGUUCAUUCAGAAAUAGAUAACAUUUUCCCAGAAAACGAGAAGAAAAAGCACAGAAAACGAGGAAAACAAUCUAAGAUAUCCAAACCCACUAAUCAUGAAAACAGAAAUAAAAGAAAGGUAUCCAUGCGGAAAGUCAGAAAAAGUAUCGAACCCAUUGAUGACGACCAGAGUGCAAGCGAAUAUGAACCUAAAAUCCCCGGCAAACGUGGGCCAAGACGCAAGAAGAUCCGAAAAUCGGAUCCCAGUGUAUGUGAUAUUUGCGGACAGACGGUGGCACAUUUUAUAAAGGAAUCACACCAUAAUCAGCAUCUUGGGGUGCGUCCGUACAAAUGUGAUCACGAAGGAUGCGGUCGUACCUAUUAUUCGCAGAAUGAUUUAAGAACGCACAGUAAACGACACCAAAUUACCUAUCAUGUGUGUGAAAUAUGUGGACGCAAUAUUAAAGGAGUUGAAUGGUUUCGAAGACACGUUAAGACUCAUACCGAAGGUCCUCAGUUUACCUGUGAGGUAUGUGGCAGUAAAUUUCGAAGAAAAGCUCAACUGCAAACGCACAUGGUUACUCAUACAGGUUUAACUCCACAUGAGUGCGAAAUAUGUGGUAAAAGAUUCGCACUAAAGUACAAUUUGGAAGCACACGUCAAACGCCAUAAAAAGAAGGAAACACCAGGACAAGAAGCACAAACAGUCCAGAAAGAUGCAUCGGAAAAGCGGACCUGGAAGAACUAUGUGCGUUCGGAGAACUCCGAUACGAAGCAUCAUGUCACUUGCGAAACCUGCGGAAAAUCUAUCCACAAGCGAGAAAUUGAAGGUCACGUAAAUAAACACAUGGACCGGCGUCCGUAUUCGUGCGAUUUUCCCGGUUGCACGUUGGCUUUCUACGGACUCAGGGGUAUUAAAGAACACAAAAUGGUUGUUCAUUCGGACAAAGUUUUACGGUACGACUGCAGCAUCUGCAAUCGGUCAAUCAAGGGUGCAGGCACCUUCAAGAGACAUGUCAUGAUGCACAAUUCGGAUAUGAAAGUAGAAUGCCAACAUUGUGGAAAAAAAUUUACUUCGAAAAGUUAUCUAAAAGCUCACGAACAAAAACAUUCCGGCGAACGUCCUUAUGUGUGCGAUCUGUGUGGACGCUCGUUUGCCAUGAAGCCAUGCUGGAAGAUGCACAUGAAAACCGUACAUAAUGAAGAUCAUCGUGAACCUACACGUGUUCGGAAACGACAAACGGAAAACUUAUCUGACCCGCCUAAAAUAGUUGAUAGUGAAAGGCCGAACGAAAAAUCUACAUCUGCAGCUACAGUGUCGUUGGAAACUCAAAGUGUACAUGAUCAACAAUACCCUUGCCAGCAGCCACUAACGGAACCACAACUAAAGGAACUUCCAGUAACACUACGAGUGCCAUUGAUUGUAACACAUAUUUCAAAUUAUCAAACACCAGAAACGGUACGAGAAGACUACUCAUUUUGAACAGCUGCUGUGUGAAAAGUUUAA
Molecule: messenger RNA, 2211 nt
Organism: Armigeres subalbatus
Lineage: Eukaryota; Metazoa; Arthropoda; Insecta; Diptera; Culicidae
Product: zinc finger protein 57-like
Exons: 7
Coding region: 127-2187 (686 amino acids)
Biological process (GO): regulation of transcription by RNA polymerase II
Cellular component (GO): nucleus
Molecular function (GO): zinc ion binding; DNA-binding transcription factor activity, RNA polymerase II-specific; sequence-specific DNA binding
Source: RefSeq, a predicted model, not a curated record